This is a messenger RNA of Exophiala dermatitidis NIH/UT8656, 3075 nucleotides long. Its product is annotated as casein kinase 2, beta polypeptide. Gene Ontology annotation, cellular component: protein kinase CK2 complex; cytoplasm. The record is from RefSeq and is a predicted model, not a curated record. The coding region runs from base 570 to 1958 and encodes 462 amino acids. The transcript has a single exon. Gene Ontology annotation, molecular function: protein kinase regulator activity. NCBI's taxonomy places the organism in Eukaryota, Fungi, Ascomycota, Eurotiomycetes, Chaetothyriales, Herpotrichiellaceae.
ACGCCGACUAACUUCGCAGCCAAAAAGGCUUCCAAUUGUCGUUGGAAUAAAGUACUUAUUGCAACGACUCCACACCAGCAGAGACCUUCUUUCUUUUGUAUCAGUGCGCACAAAGCAGGGAGCCUUACCGUUGUCCUGAUCCUGUCGAUGCCGGUGAAAGUGCCCUGCGAUACGAGACCAAAUAGCCUCCUGGUUGUGCGCAAUCGCGAUUGCUUCAACACCACUUUAGUCGGACAGUCGCCUUGAUCGACCAACGUUUCGUGGCUCUACUUUUCGAGACUGCCUGCCGAACAGAUUAUGCCAAUGUUAUUUUAGCCAUCCGAAGUUGACCGCCUUCCUGCCCCUCGGCGGUGUCUUCACUCACUUCUCCCUGACGCGGCGAGAUAGACACCACGUCAACAAGGCCCUAACGAGUAUAGCCUCCGCCUCCGCAGCCCUUCCUCAAUCUGUCGGCACAGCAAGCCUCCGUUCUGGCCGCGGGCCUGGACAGGCUCGACAUUCGAUCUGACAAUUCCGAAUCUCUCUACUACCAGCAAUUCACCAGCUCAUCUGCCACGAUUUCCGACGAAAUGUCCCAAACCUCUUCCCAGGCCCCAGACAGCUGGAUAGGCACGUUCUGCAAUCUGGUGGGCCACGAGUACUUUGCCGAAGUCAGUGAGGAUUUCAUUGAAGAUGAUUUCAACCUCACGGGGUUGCAAGCACAAGUGCCUAUGUACAAAGAGGCUUUGGAGAUGAUCCUUGAUGUCGAGCCCUCGGAGACGAAUUCGUCAGCCCUCUCGGAGGAAGAGGAAGAAGAAGAGGAGGAAGAAGACGAUGGCAUAUUGGGAGACGAACUGGACGACCCGGCAGACCAGAACGGCGCUGCGCGGCGACAGUCGGGAGUGUCUUCGACUGGUCGACGACAUGGCCGGACAUCAUCUGAUGCUUCAGUCAUUGAAUCCUCGGCCGAGCUUCUCUAUGGGUUGAUCCACGCUCGAUACAUCACCUCCCGACCGGGUAUACAGCAGAUGAUGGAAAAAUACGAGUUGUCGCACUUUGGCUUCUGUCCGCGGGUGUACUGUUCUGGCACCAAGGUACUGCCGGUAGGAUUGACCGACACUCCAGGCCAGCAGACGGUCAAACUGUUUUGUCCCAGUUGCCUUGAUGUGUACACUCCUCCCAAUUCUCGCUUUCAAGCAGUCGACGGAGCUUUUUUCGGCACGACAUUCCCCUGCCUGUUCUUCCUAACAUACCCAGAUCUGGAUGUGGCUCCCUUGAAGAGACGUGCAACUAGAGACUCCACGCAGGGAAAUGAUGACGGCGAAAGUACCUUGAGCCCCACCGAAACAAAUACGACACAGACCGGGAUGACUGCCAGCAGGAGUUCGAGCUUGACAUUACCACAACCACCGUCAAUCCCAGGAGUUAACCAGGGUAAAGAUGACAAGUCAUCCACAACCCUUGCAAGCCUGCCACCUCAGCCGCCUACAAUUAACGGGAUAGCAACCCACAAUCUUGCUCCUGGUCUGGGCAAAGGUAAAAUCUACGAGCCUAAGAUCUACGGAUUCAGAGUGUCGGAACGAGCAAAGAGCGGACCGAGGAUGAAAUGGCUCAGGUCGAAACCAUUGGACAUUAAUGAGUUGGACGAGGCAAGAAUUUGGCACGAACGGUAUGGUGGAACCGUUGAUGGUGAUGAUGAGCCGCCUGUUGCUGAUACCGAUGAAGAACAAGACAACGAAGACGUCGAUGAGGUAGAGGCCGAUCCGGAUGGAGAUGCCGUCAUGGCUAGUCAGAGCCAAAUCCUCAAGAAUGACAACCAACCCAGAACGAGAUCGAAACGACAGCCCGAAGCUGAUGGAGAUGCGACCAUGACGACGACCACCACACAAGCUCAAGGACAGAAGCGUGGUAAGGCCAGACUUAAGUCUGCGAAUGUCGCGAGCCAAGGGCAACAAGGUGGUAAUGGCGGUUGGAUAUGAGAGAAUGAGGCAAGAAGACAAGGGUCUAACAAGCUUAUGAUGAAAGCGCCGGUAUUUCAGGAUGUGAACGACUUGAGAAAUAUGCCACCAUCAGUGGCUGUAUGCGGAAAAUCACUCCCGGGCAUGGUUAACCGCUUCUUCGUCACGACUGUCAGUUACAGCGGGAAGCAGGGGUCGAGGUUGAAUGGAUAUUGUUCAACCGAAGCACGGAAAAGAUGGCGUUCGAGUUCAAAAAGGAGACCGGGUGAUUCUGCUCCCUACCAUUCUAUCCUAUGAUUUCGGAGCAGGAAAGAAGUUUGAAUGACCGCCGUCCGUGUUUUUUAACACUGCACCCACGCCAUUCCAUACCUUGUCACGCAUGCAACUCACAGAUCACAAUCGCAGCAUCCGAAGGAGAGGUGUCAGGGGUUCAAUGCCAUCUGUUCACUGCAAAUGAACGGUUAGCCCAGUUCGUUCCCAAGGGGAUCUUACCAUCCAAUGAAAUGGAAAGAAGGAACAAAAAAACUCGAAGUUCGCAUCAUCAGAUCUAUCAUGUCGGCUAAGCAUCUCUUCCUCUUCUCGGUACCGAAGGCAUUUCGAAUACCUCUUAUGUCAAACUUGGGGUCUGAGAGGUUACAGCAGGAGAUGAUGGAUUGGGACGGAUAGUGGGCGGCGUGGUGUAGCGUGUCGUUUCAUUUUUCAUUCCUGUACUUUUACCCACCGGCUGCAUUUGCUAUUUACUGGUACUGUACGAUAAGACCACGAGGAUCAGAGAAGAUCGGUCUGGAUGAAAUUCAGAUUUGGUCUUGACGGAGCUUUUCUUACCGUAUGCUUUUCUCAUUCUGCCUUUUUACUCUACCAAACGGCAGUGGCACUGGUCGUGGUAGUGCCAUAGAAUGAAUCUUUCGCCCACUGCAGGUUUGUACAAUGUUGUAGCCCGGAUGGUGACGCUUCGUCGCUUUCUCAUCCUGUGGUUCUUUUUCUAUCUCCUUUACCGGCGGUCAGCAUGGUUCGACUGGCAUGAUAGCUACUGGGUAUGUAACCAUCUCGUGUCUAAGGGUACCUAGGUAUGUUGUAUAUGUACAAGGUCCUGCUGCUGUGCUGUUCAUAUUUACAUCCUCCUUAGACGCAUCCCUAG